This is a messenger RNA of Rhizophagus irregularis DAOM 181602=DAOM 197198, 3277 nucleotides long. RefSeq lists its product as uncharacterized. Lineage: Eukaryota; Fungi; Glomeromycota; Glomeromycetes; Glomerales; Glomeraceae. Gene Ontology annotation, molecular function: serine-type peptidase activity. Gene Ontology annotation, biological process: proteolysis. The record is from RefSeq and is a predicted model, not a curated record.
AAUCGGUUGGUGCUCUUCUUUUUUAUUAACUACCAUUAAACCAUCAUUAAUGAAUUUAAAACCACAAUUCUGGGAGAUAUUAGGACCAUUUUCAACCGGAACACGUGAGCAAGAUUUCGGUGCGGAUCCAUUAGAAGCUUAUGGAGGGUUUUCAAAAUUGAAAUAUUCGGAGGAACAAAUAUUUUCAUCAGAAUUAGCAGAUAAUGGGACUGUAAAAUGGUCUAAAAUUCAAUCAAAUGAAGAUGGUUCCGUAGGUCCAAUUAAUUUCAGUAAUAUUAGAUGGAAUUUUAAUAAGAAUUCGUUGGGAUGGUCAAUUUCGCAAUUUCAAUUAUGGGCCCGUGGAUAUUUUACCGUUCCAGAAUCUUCAUCAGAACAUAAAAUUCCAAUUCUUAUACAGUGUCAUAAUAUUGGAGAUUUUUACAUUAAUGAUCAAAGAUUUCAUGGAGAUUGGUAUAAUUAUCGUACAUCUUAUUAUAUACUUUAUUUGACAGUUAAUACCCAAUAUACAAUUAAUAUAAGAGUUGUUAACGAAAUUCGAAUUUUUGGUGAUAAUACUCCACCAAGAAUAACUUUUGAUUGCGAUUUGAGAAAUUUAGAAUUAGAAGAACUGGGUGCAAUGUUUUUACAUGAAAGGAUUAUUGUUCCAGAUUUAGUUAAAGGAACGAAAUUUGCCGGAGAGUAUAUGAGUAUUCCGAUUUUGAAUACAUUGGAAGAUGAAUGGAUUAAUGUUGAUAAAGUUGAAGUUGUUAAUUGUCCUAUAAAGAUAAGAGCUGAAUUAAUUCCCACCUCUUAUGACUCUCUAACACAUGGAAUAAGUCUUGCACCUUCACAACAUCAAAAUAUUAAAAUAAGAUUAAUUUUAGAAGAAUUAUACUAUGAGUCAUUAUUGCCAUUUUCUUUAAAAUUCUCUAUAUCUUUGAAAUCAUUACAAAGUCAUAAAAAUUUUUGGAUAAAAACCACCAAAGAAAUUUUGAUUAAAAAUAAAAAUUUGGAUGAAUUUUAUAAGUUUACUUUUGAAGAUUUUGAUGAAUCAAUACAAUAUGCUAUGAUUAUGCAUCCAAAAAAGCAUAACAAACCAAAUAAAUCUCCUAUAUUAGUAGCAUUACAUGGUGCAGGUGUUGAAGCUAAUGCAGAAUUUUGGACUAAUGCUUACCCAAAACAAGAAUUUUCAUGGAUAUUAUUACCUACAGGAAGAACACUAUGGGGAUAUGAUUGGCAUGGUCCAAGUUUAUUAAAUAUUCAAUAUGCUAUAAAAGCUUUAAUGAAUCCAACUGGAAUUUUUAAAGAUUAUUUAAAAAAUUCUAUACCAGAUUCAAAUAAAUUGUUUAUUUCAGGUCAUUCAAAUGGUGGACAAGGUGCUUGGUAUUUUAUCUCUCAUUAUCCUGAUUUGGUAAUUGCUAGUACACCUGCAGCAGGUUAUGUUAAAAUUCAACAAUAUGUACCAUAUUUUUGGAAUAGUUAUGCAUAUAUUGAUCCUAUUUUAAAAGGAAUUUUGGAUUCUUCAUUAGCAGAAUUUAAUAAUGAUUUAUAUAUAUCAAAUUUGGUUAAUAUACCAAUAUUAGCAAGGGUUGGAGCAAAUGAUAAUAAUGUACCUCCCAUGCAUUCCAGGCAAAUGGUUAGAUUAGUAAAUGAAUAUUCACAUAAUCCAUUAGCAAUAAAUUUAUCAGAAGUAAUAAAUCAAGGGCAUUGGUUUGAUAAUGUAAUGAGUGAUAAUAUUAUGCAAGAAUUUAUGGAUAAAUAUUUAUUAAUUUCUUCUCAAAAAAAUUUUACUCAAUUAAUAUCAUCACAAUUAAUAGAUGAUAAUCUUUUAAUAAAAAAUCCUAUUUUAUUAAAUAAAUUUAAUAUUACAUUAGUUAAUCCUGCAAAUUUUGGAAGUAAAUGUGGUAUUAUAAUUGAACAAUUAAUUAUUCCAUUUAGAUUAGGAAAAAUUUAUGUGGAAAUUUAUAAAGUUUUAUCUGAAAAUAAUUUAUUUCAAAUUAUUUAUUCUCUAAAAACAACAAAUAUUAAAAGAUUUAAAUUCAAGAAACAAGAUGAAAUUAUCAGUUUAAUUCCAUUUUCUAUUGAAAAAAUUUCAAAAAUUUCUAUUGAUGAUAUAGAAUUUAAUUUUAAUUCAUCAUCUAUAAUUCAAAUAUUUCAAGAAGAUUUUUCAUUUUAUAAGAAUGAUAAUGGAAGUAUCUGGAAGAUAUCUAAUAAUAAUACAUGGAUGUAUACACAAAAACAUUCUUUAACAUAUGGCCCAGCUCAUUUAAUUCUUGAAUCUAAAUUUCCAUUACUCAUUAUAGUAGGAACAAUUUCAAUUUCAAAAUCUAUUAAAUUAAAAUUCAUGAAUAUGGCUCAGGAAAUUUCUCAUUCAUGGUAUCUUUAUGGAAAUGGAAAUUCAAUAAUUAUUUAUGAUACGGAUUUAAUUAAUAAUAAUAAUGAAUUUAUUAGUAAUGAAUCUAUUAAAGGAAAUAUAAUAUUACUAGGAAAUGUAUUUGAGAAUAAAGUUACGGAAAUAAUUAUGAACGAAAGAAUUAGUGAUGUUAAAUUUUAUAAAGACGGCUCAUUUCAAUUACAUUAUAGGAAAUUUUCUGGACCCGGAAUAGGAAUUUUAUUUCUACACCCAUAUAAAGUUUCGCAACUUUCAUUAAUAAUUUCAGGGACAGAUAUUUCCGGCUUGGAUCAGAUCUCUAAAUUAUUUCCUAAACGAACUGGUGUCCCAAUUCCAGAUUGGAUCAUUACAGGACCCGAAACAAAAUGGAAAGGAAUUGGUGGUCUACUUGGUGCCGGAUUCUGGAAUAAUGAAUGGAAGUUUAGUGAAGUAAUUGGCUAUUUAGCUUAAUUAUGAUUUAAUUAUGUGAAUCAUAUAAAUGUACAUUAAUUAUUUUAUACGUAUUAAAUAUUAUAUUCUAUCAAAUGAAAUAACAAAAUCAAAAAACUCUAGACUAUAAGAAAUUUCUAAAUUUUUAUUUAUUAUUAAUCCACAAUAUUCCAAGUACUAAGCCACUUUCUACUUUUUAAUUCGCUAGCAGGAUAAUUUAUACCAAAUGCUAUAUCUUUAAAAUACCAAAAUACUAUUACAAUUAAUGAAUAAUAUAUGCCAAAUAUUAUAUUUUUUGUUUUUGGUUUACAACUAACGGUGAAAUGAUCCAUCAUAAAUGCUGCCAUUAACAUUGAGAAAUAUAAUGCAGGAAAAUAAUGAUGUAAAUAUGUAACUCUUCCCAUAAUACAAAACGGUAAAUAAUGUAAUAACCAGCCUAUCCCGCAUACUUUUCCCACAUAUAAAAAAUGGUCCCAU